This is a messenger RNA of Dama dama (fallow deer), 3910 nucleotides long. RefSeq names its product CNKSR family member 3 (gene CNKSR3). The transcript has 13 exons. The record is from RefSeq and is a predicted model, not a curated record. The coding region runs from base 117 to 1775 and encodes 552 amino acids. Gene Ontology annotation, biological process: regulation of signal transduction. Gene Ontology annotation, cellular component: membrane; cytoplasm. Gene Ontology annotation, molecular function: protein binding. NCBI's taxonomy places the organism in Eukaryota, Metazoa, Chordata, Mammalia, Artiodactyla, Cervidae.
GGGCGCUCGGGCGCGGGGACCGGCCGUGGGGCGCGCCCUCCCGGGAGGGGGCAGCGGGCGCAGGCAGCAGGACUUCACCGCCGACUCCAGCCCCGCUGGGUGCCCGGCCCUCUACCAUGGAACCCGUGACCAAGUGGAGCCCCAAACAAGUGGUGGACUGGACUAGAGGGCUGGAUGACUGCCUGCAACAGUACGUCCACAAGUUUGAACGAGAGAAGAUUAACGGAGAGCAGCUGCUACAGAUUUCCCACCAGGAUCUUGAGGAGCUGGGUGUCACACGCAUUGGACACCAGGAACUUGUGUUGGAGGCUGUCGACCUUCUCUGUGCACUGAAUUAUGGCCUUGAAACUGACAAUAUGAAGAACUUGGUUUUGAAACUGCGAGCGUCCUCCCACAAUUUACAGAAUUACAUAAGCAGCAGGAGGAAAAGUCCAGCUUACGAUGGGACCACCUCCCACAAGCCCCCCAAUGAGUUCCUGACUUCUGUAGUGGAACUCAUAGGUGCUGCCAAGGCCUUGUUAGCUUGGCUAGACAGGGCUCCAUUUACAGGGAUCACUGAUUUCUCAGUGACGAAGAAUAAAAUUAUUCAGCUUUGCUUGGACCUGACCACUACGGUCCAGAAGGAUUGCCUUGUAGCGGAAAUGGAGGAUAAAGUUUUGGCUGUAGUCAAGGUUUUAAAUGGCAUCUGCGACAAGACCAUCCGAUCUACCACAGAUCCUGUAAUGAGCCAGUGUGCGUGUCUGGAAGAAGUUCACCUACCAAACAUUAAACCUGGGGAAGGUUUGGGUAUGUACAUCAAAUCGACCUAUGAUGGAUUGCACGUGAUUACUGGAACCACAGAAAAUUCUCCUGCAGACAGAUCUCAGAAGAUUCAUGCUGGUGAUGAAGUCAUUCAGGUUAAUCAGCAAACUGUGGUGGGAUGGCAGCUAAAAAAUCUGGUGAGAAAGUUGAGAGAGAAUCCUACAGGAGUUGUGUUACUGCUUAAGAAGCGCCCCACGAGUUCCUUCAACUUCACUCCUGCCCCCCUGAAAAACCUACGGUGGAAGCCGCCCCUGGUGCAGACCUCGCCUCCCACCACGACCACCCAGUCCCCAGACAGCACGAUGGAUGCCUCACUGAAGAAGGAGAAGCCAGCCAUUCUGGAUCUUUAUAUUCCUCCUCCACCAGCUGUCCCCUACUCGCCCCGGGAAGAGAAUGGGGGUUCUGUUUACGGAUUCAGCAAAUGUAAACAGCCACAGCCUGGUCCGAAGGGUUCCGAGUCCCCCAAUUCCUUCCUGGACCAGGAAAGCCGGAGACGGAGAUUUACCAUCGCAGAUUCUGAUCAGCUGCCUGGCUAUUCCGUGGAAACUAAUAUUCUGCCCGCAAAAAUGAGAGAGAAAACGCCAUCUUAUGGCAAGCCCCGGCCUUUGUCGAUGCCUGCGGAUGCGAGCUGGAUGGGCAUUGUGGACCCUUUUGCUAGACCUCGAGGUCAUGGGAGGAAAAGUGAGGAUGCCCUCUGCCGGUAUUUCAGUAACGAGCGUAUCCCUCCCAUCCUCGAAGAAAGCUCCUCGCCCACGUACCGCUUCUCAAGGCCCGCGACCGAGAGGCAGCUGGUCCGAGGCGCAGACUACAUCCGAGGCAGCAGGUGCUACGUCAGUUCGGAUCUCCACAGCAGCGCCACGAUUCCGUUCCCGGAAGAAGGGACCAAAAAGAAAGCCGGCUCCUCGGCCGCCAAGUCUCCAGAACCGUCCCUGCUGGUCAGCUGGUUGACUCGCCUGAAACUGUUGACUCACUGAGCCCCGCGCUUCCUGGGGCUUCCCGGACUCCUGCUAACAAGUGCCUUGUUUCCCCGGUUGGCAGUCUUGUUCUGAUUUUCAUCCACAGUAUUAUGUAGCGGUCUUACGCGAUUUCGUGGGUUUCCUUUUUUUUUUUUUUUUUCGGAAAGUUGUAUACUGCACUUCUUGGAAUCUUGAAGUCAUUGGAUGGGAAUAAAUCCAGAGAAUCUUAGAUCAGAUGCUGACUUGUGGCGGCCAAAGGAGAGAAAUUGGGAGAGUCUGCCCCCCUGCCCCCACUUUUUUUUUUUUUUUUUUAGCUUCCUUAAGAGUCAGAACACAGAGACACACUCUCUAAAGCAGAGCCUUGGCCAGGAACGGUAUGAUCGUUACAGAGAACUGGGCCAGUGUUCGUUUUGAGGGUGGAACUACGAUUGGUGGCUGCUGUCACACAGAUGUGUUGGGUUUUGGUCCAAGUUCUUCACCUGAAAAAGCCAGUGGAGAAAAGUUUUGUUUUGAUUUUUCAAGCUAUAUAUACCACAUGUGUAGGUGUAGCAGCCUUGACCUUGAAGUAACACGUGGGCACCAUCUGAUGCUCUUUCAAAGCAGAGGUAUAAAUGUAGGCCUGUUACACUUGUUUAAUGCCAUUUGCAUAACAAUCAGUGUAGGUCAGUUAAUACAGAAACACGUGAAAACAUUUAGAUAGGGCUUACUACACACAAAGAAGUUUAUGGUUAUUUGUGAGGGGUGUCAUUGUUGAUGUUGUAUAUUACUGUUUUUAAGGGAAAAGAAGCUAUAAGACUUGCUGACAGCCAAAGUCUCAUUCAGAAAAAUGAAGCAAGCAUACUUAGGUUUAUGAGAGAGACAUCAGUUUGCAUUUUAACCUGUUCAGUGACUAUCUUCCAGAAAAGAAUGGAUGGUUCUUCAAAACUGUACACAUUUUGCUCAUUAGAAACCUCUUGGAAAAAUCUCACGGUCACUCAUUUUCAACUAGUAUAUGGUAUUUUGGAAAAGUGUGUCUGUGUAUUAACUCUUGUUUAAACUGAAUGUAUGAUACUUUGUUAGAAUGGAAAAGUACUAUCUUGUUAAUUUAAGUGUUUUAAAUAUAGUUGUAUAUUUUUCUUACUCUUAGUCACAUAUAAUUGGUAUAUUUCUGUUUUGUGUCCUACAUGAAGCUAAUGAAAAAGUGUUCAAGAUGUUUUCAGGUUUACCAGUGACCACCAUGGCUGUUGCCACUGUGGGCACUAUUGUUAAAAAAGAAAAAGAAUAAACCCUCUGAAGCAAUUUUAGAAUUUUAUGGAUUAGAAAUGGGGACCUUGAGUGGGCAUGUGUGAAGUUUACAUUCGGGGAAUUUUCUGAGCUGUACCCCUGGACAAAGCUGGUAUUUGUCUUGAAUUGUCUACUUUGCUGAACUGCCUGAAAUCGGAGAUUCCUUGGAGUUAGCAAACAUCUUCCUUUUAAAAUGCCUCUGUGUGAUUGAGGGAGUUGGUGAACUUCAGGGCACUGGCAACCACUUGUGUAUUUGUGUGAAUGAAUUCAGUCAGGCUGUUUUGGUGUCAGCCAACCCCCAAAGGAACUGCAGUGAAGAUACAGUUGUUUCAUGGAAGUGACAAGGGGUUUGGCAAAUGGAGGGAAGAAGAGGCUUGGAAUGUGUGACUCACUGGGUGCUUGACAACACAGUAUAAGGGCAAAGCCAGGGCGGGGUGGUCUGCUAAUAGGGCACUGAUGACUAGGAGGACUAUGGAAAAGAGGGAGCACCAGGCUUGGCCUUUGUAUGUUGGCUUGGCUGGCUUUAAGCCCAGACAACAGGGGCAGGGGACAACUCUUCCUCUCACUCCUAAGCUUUAGGGGAGCUUUAGAUCCCCUGAGUUAUGAGUUCAAUGGCUGUGGAGGUCUUACCUGGAGGUCAGCCCCUUUGCUGUGGACUGAAUGCCCUUUGUGAUCAAAUGACUAUCCUCAAGUGAAUUUUCAGUGCCCAACUCAAGUAGCUGUACUAGAUUGGUGUUUCUCAGACUGUUCCCUGAAGUCCUGAGACGGGGACUUUCUAUCUCUACGUCUCUCUCCACCAAACUGAAUGUACCUGUUUUGUGGGGCUUAUAAUCAUUUUGUUUUUCCUCCCUGAAAAUAAAGCAGUAGCCUCCUGGCCUGAAGACCAUCAA